This is a messenger RNA of Mus caroli (Ryukyu mouse), 1461 nucleotides long. RefSeq names its product PIH1 domain containing 2 (gene Pih1d2). Gene Ontology annotation, biological process: rRNA processing; box C/D snoRNP assembly. Gene Ontology annotation, cellular component: R2TP complex; cytoplasm; ribonucleoprotein complex. The record is from RefSeq and is a predicted model, not a curated record. NCBI's taxonomy places the organism in Eukaryota, Metazoa, Chordata, Mammalia, Rodentia, Muridae.
CUCAGGACCUCUGGAAGAGCAGUCAGUGCUCCUAACCUCUGAGCCAUCUCUCCAGCCCCCUCAUCUUUAUUUUGAGUAUAUACACUACUUGCUCAAGGCAACAUAGAUGUCUGAAGUUUGCAAGAACGUUCCGAAGGCCUGUCUCAUCACCAUCAUGACGGUGUCCUCAAAGGGUCUUCUUACCCACAUUUCCCAGUUCUGGAGUAUGCUCGAUGAUUUGGCUGAAAAUGACCCUGAGCGCUACCGGAACUUCAUUCAGCAGGAGUUAAAAGAUGGCAAGCAGCUCUGUGUCAACCCAGAACCUCAACUUUGCAUACAGACCAAGAUCCUAAAACCAAAAGAAAAAGUACUUUUUAUCAACCUAUGUCAAUGGGAAAGGAUCCCCGCUCCACAGUCAGCCACUCAUCCUGUACCUAUAAGUGUUGGCAGACCAGAAGACUCCGUUGAGGCAUCAGAUGCUUAUACCAUCAUUGAUGUGGCCUACAAUCCUGGUGUUCUGCAAGCGGCAGAAAAAGACCAAGGGAUCAAAGAUCAGUUAAUAAGAAUGGCCAUGCUGUGCAUCGAGGAGCGACUCCAGUUCACACUUGGACAUUCCUACCGUUUUACUAGUUUUAGACUGAAAGGAAGCAUCCAGAGAAUGAAAGAAAGUCUGAUGGGCAUUAAAACUGACUUCCCAGACUUCAAAGCGAUGACGAGAACAGAAAAUACUCUUGCGAGGAUCAGAAGCAGCACUGUGAGUGAACCUGAUCACCUCCCUGAGGUGCUAUUGACAAAAAAGCAAGCGUCGGCCAAAGGACGAUGUCUUAUAGAAGAGAUUUCUAGCUCGGAAAUCCAGGUGGGGGUUAAGAAACCUGCCUACGAGUUAAAGGUUGUAAAGGAUCAGAACGAGAAACCUCUGAAAAUUGAGCUGAAAGUCGAGUUACCUGGGAUUAAGUCAGCCUCUCUCUGUGAACUUAGUGUUUCUGAGACCAAUGACAUAUCAAAACAAGUGAUCUACUGUGAACCCACCCACCACUGAGGGAGAGAACAACUAUUUAAAGUCUUACUUCAGAAGUGACCCCAAAUGUCUAGUUCCUGGGGAGCAGCAAUCCUGAAAUUGUAGCAAGCAGAACCUGUGAAAAGCCAACUCGGAGGUGGGAGAGCUCUCUAGGUUCCUUGGGAAGGCCCCUUGGGCUACCUACUUUCCUACCCCAUUGUUAGGUCGAUUUCAGUUCCAUUUGGGGGAUGGUUUUUCCCUGUUUCAGCAUCCACACUGGCCACAUACAUAAAAGGACUAUCAUAGACUAUGUCAUUCUUGGAUUUUCUCUGGAUUAUCUACUUAUGGAAUGCUGAGGGCCCACACGAUGCUGUACAAUUUGAAGACAGUUCCUUUCAGCCCAUUGUGCCUGUUUCUUUGAUUGUAGUCACUACUAUACCCAUAAUUCUUCCCCAGGACUAGCUUCUCUAGACUUUUAUUUUUAA